CUCCACAAAAUUUAUAAUGCAAGAUAACCACCUAGCGGCGCAACCUUACUAUCGCACUCGGGUAAAAUAUUUGCAGAGAGUAGAUAUGGCUUUGCUUCAGAUUGCUGUGAUUUUGACUGGAGCCUUUGUCUGCGUUUUAACAGAUUCGUGUUCUGGGAGAUGCGGACAGGGUGUGAACGCUGCAUACAGCUGCCAGUGUAACUCGGCGUGCACGAGAUAUGGAGACUGUUGCUCAGAUUACUCUGCCGUUUGUCUUGGGGCAACAUGUUCCGAUCGAUGUGGACAGUCUGCCGAUAUGACAAGACCGUGCCAAUGUAACUUGCCGUGCUUGACUUACAAUGACUGUUGCGACGAUUACCAGGCACUCUGUGUUGAUGGAAUUAGCAGUGGUGGUGGAGGAAGCCCUACAGAUCCAUUGAGCGCAGUGAUGAACGAUAUCUGGGACAGUGACACAAACCGCCUCACUUCGUCAGAGGUUGUAAUCAACACUGCUGGAAAUAAGCUAUUUACCAGCGUUACCGAAGACAAGUUUUCCCUUCCGACGUUUCAAGCGUUCAUCAAUCUCCUAAAUAACUAUGAGCGGAAGAUUGGGGUCGCCGAAAUCCUGCUGGAAAACAGUUAUCAAGAGAUAGAGACUUUUCUUGACGCCGUUCUAGCAACAGAAACAAUGGCUAUAGCCAACGUCUAUCUCCUUAGCAAUGGAAAGGUCGGAACAAGCCCAACGGCAUUUAGAGACACACUGAAAGAACUGUGGUUCAACCUGUACUCGAGAUCCUCCAGUCAGAGUUUUGAUGACAGUUCUGGGUUCGAACAUGUGAUGGUUGGAGAACUUAAGGGCAGUACUGUGUCGGGAUUCCAUAGCUGGAUUCAGUUUUAUCUUGAAGAGAAAGCUGGAAGUCUGACAUAUACAUCAAUGGCAUCCCAAGCAGAGCCUAACAUGAAAGGUGCCGCGUUUACCUGGUAUGGGGGAUCGAAAUCCAAAGGGUCAUUCUUCCUGGGAACAAGUCCCGAGUUCGACAUGGCUCUGUACUCGAUCUGUGCUCUGAUGUACCCCAAUGCGCGCUGCAACUUCACUUUGAAAGGCAACAGUGUGUCUGUGCAGACCUGGGAUAUCGGCCAUAAACCCGGAAGUCAGAUUGGCUCCGCUUAUCCGGCAAUUUAAAGAAAGCUUCGCUGACAGUUUUUGUUUGAUCUAAUCAGCUGAAUAACAUUUAUUAUUCAGACGUGUUGAUAGUUCAGCCAGACGUUAACAUUACUAACAAUGAAAAUAGUAUUUGUCUUAUUCCAUUUAUUCUGUGAAUAAAACGCUAUGAUUUACA
Messenger RNA from Mercenaria mercenaria, 1319 nucleotides. RefSeq names its product uridylate-specific endoribonuclease-like. Gene Ontology annotation, biological process: immune response. Gene Ontology annotation, molecular function: scavenger receptor activity; RNA endonuclease activity; polysaccharide binding. The coding region runs from base 17 to 1162 and encodes 381 amino acids. The transcript has 8 exons. NCBI's taxonomy places the organism in Eukaryota, Metazoa, Mollusca, Bivalvia, Venerida, Veneridae. The record is from RefSeq and is a predicted model, not a curated record.